This is a messenger RNA of Zerene cesonia (dogface butterfly), 2121 nucleotides long. It is a transcript of the gene Dmtn, whose product is annotated as transmembrane and coiled-coil domains protein 2. Gene Ontology annotation, cellular component: endomembrane system. The coding region runs from base 257 to 2056 and encodes 599 amino acids. Lineage: Eukaryota; Metazoa; Arthropoda; Insecta; Lepidoptera; Pieridae. The transcript is spliced from 18 exons. The record is from RefSeq and is a predicted model, not a curated record.
UAGUGUAUCAUCCAUCCAAUCUAGACGUCUUUUUCACUUCGCUGUUUUCUGUCAUUUUAUAUUUUAUACAUUCGUAAUUAUGUGGUAAUUUUAUAUUUAUUAUCUCUCGAAACAUGAAAAGAGAUUAUUGUGUUAUGUUUCCUUGUGUUGUUAAGUUUAAAUACUAGAAAGCAUCGUGAAUUAUAUAUAACACAAAGUAUGGAACACAUCGACUUAAAGUGACAACAGCUAUGUCAGUGGCAAGGCAUUAGUAGGCAUGGAUACGUUGCACGUCAGCCAUGGUCACAGCAAGGGGUCGAGCAGGAGCCAGUCGCCGUCCACCGCGGAGCUGUCGAGGGACCCGGCGGUCACGGACGACGCCGUGAUACGGUCGCGGGUGCAGUCGCCCACGGUGCACCAUGUCAGCGAUCCAUCUCGGCACGGUGAGACCCGUUCGCACCACGUCAAGUCGCAUUCCAGAGAUCUCGGCAAUAGUCCUCUGUCGGCGAAUACCACGGGCAAUUCGUCUAGGGAUCUAGAAGACUCGCCGCAGAAGAAGGCCAUCUCGAACGUUCUAGGUCCCGGUGAUUACGUCACAGCGGUAUACAGCCCUAACGUGUCCUACGCUUUGUCUUCAGACGAAUAUGGGUCUCCGGCUUAUAGAGGUCAAGAUGGAGACUACUUAAAUCAAGGAUCGGAAGAGAGCGAGGGCGGCGGCGGCGUGACGUCAGCGAAAGCGCUCGCCGCCAUCGCGCAUCUCAACAGCAAGGUCGAGCGGACCAAGGACUUGAUACGCCUGGAGCAGACCAUACGGGAUGACAACGUGAACGAGUACCUCAAAUUGGCUGCUAACGCAGACAAACAGCAGUUGCAGCGCAUCAAAGCGGUCUUCGAGAAGAAGAACCAGAAGAGUGCGCUCUGCAUCGUCCAGCUGCAGAAGAAAUUGGAGGGGUACAACAAGAGGAUCAAGAAUUGGGAGCAACAUGGCACAAGCGGACAGACGCACAGACAGCCGCGGGAAGUGUUGCGCGAUAUGGGGCAGGGUCUAAAGAACGUGGGCGGCAACAUCCGCGACGGCAUCACCGGGCUCGGCGGCAGCGUGAUGGCGGCGCCGCGCGAGUUCGCGCACCUCUUCUCGCGCUCCAACCGCUUCGGCUCCGCCGACAACAUCGCGCACCUCGCCGAAAACACGGGUCCCUCCCCACAACAUACGGAUCUGAGAGCGAACGCGUCGUCGGAAGGGUCGCGCGCGUCGGAGGCGGGCGAGAACGCGCCGCGCGGCUCCACGCUGCCGCGCGCCGCCACCUCGCCGGCGCCCAAGUACUCGCCCGACGCCUCGCCCUCCUCCUCCGUCACCAGCGAGGGCGCGCCUUACCCCACACAAGCGGGCUCCAACAACAUGUCGGAGGCGACGUUCAGCCUCAAGCCGAUCCUCAACGAGCUGAGGGAGAGGCGGGAGGACUACGAGCGGUUGGCUGAAAAGAUUGACGCCCUCAAGAAUUUAACGCAGGAGGUGUCGUUCCUGUCGGCCGCCCUGCAGGAGGAGCGCUUCAAGACGGAACGGCUCGAGGAGCAAAUCAACGACCUCACUGAGUUGCAUCAGAAUGAGGUGGAGAAUUUAAAACAAGCACUGACAGACGUAGAAGAGAAAGUGCAGUAUCAGAGCGAAGAGAGGAUACGAGACAUACACGAGGCCUUAGAUCUGUGUCAAACUAAAAUCAGCAAGCUGGAGCAGUGGAUGGCGGGCGGCGGCGCGGGCGGCGGCGCGGGCGGCGCGGGCGAGGCGGGCGGCGCCGCGCUGCCGCCGCGCGUCGUGCUCGUCAAGCUGCUCAACGUGGCGCUCACGCUGCUGCAGCUCGCGCUGCUGCUCGUCGCCACCGUCGCCGGCGUCGCCAUGCCCUUCCUGCGCACCAGGGUGCGCGUGCUGACGACGAGCCUGGCGGUGAUGCUGGGCGUCAUGGUGCUGAAGCAGUGGCCCGAGGUGGCGCAGCUGUCCGAGCAUCUCGCGCGCCGCCUCAAGGAGUACCUGCUCGACAAGCACGCCGACAGGUAUGAGUGCAAAUCGUUGUGUGGUUGAUAUUUUCGCCGAAUCGUGAUAUUGCAAUUUAGUCCUUGGGGUUGUCUACACAAUGUGUGUGCGCG